Molecule: messenger RNA, 338 nt
Organism: Cinara cedri
Lineage: Eukaryota; Metazoa; Arthropoda; Insecta; Hemiptera; Aphididae
Source: the annotation of a GenBank genome assembly
AUGACCAUAAAUGGUGACAUAAUAAGCGAAAUUGAGAGUUUUAUGUGCCUGGGAUUUAUUGUAAAAAAAAAAAGCAGUGACUUUAACGAGGAUGUGAAACAUAAGAAUAAGGGUGGUUGGGUAAAGUGGAAAGAAUCAUGUGGUGUUUUAUGUGACAAGAGGAUUCCAAUGAGACUUAAAGGUAAGUUUUACAAGAGUGUGGUGAGGCCAACUAUGUUGCAUGGUUCGGAAUUUUGGUCAGUAAACAGAAAAUAGAACAGACAAUGAGUGUAGCAGAGAUGAGAAUGUUUAGAUAUUCAUAUUUCAGUGAGACAAAUCAAGUCAUAAGGAAAAAUUAA